GUUAAUUUCACAUACGUCAAGACACACCAAACAUGAACAGACGAGGCUACCUUUCUGUAGUCAUCGGUUUAGUAAUAAUGGCAUCUGCUAUUUUUCUUGCAGAAUGUCAAAAUACGACCGCGGCCACGGGAGAAUCGACCACUUCAUCGUCGCCGUCGACUGCGAUCCCGACCACGGUAAAAUCGACCACUUCAUCGUUGCCGUCGACUGCGACUCCGACCACAACAGAAUCGACCACUUCAUCGUCGCCGUCGACUGCGACCCCGACCGCAACAGAAGCGACCACUUCAUCGUCGCCGUCGACUGCGACCCCGACCACAACAGAAUCGACCACUUCAUCGUCGCCGUCGACUGCGACCCCGACCACAACAGAAGCGACCACUUCAUCGUCGCCGUCGACUGCGACCCCGACCACAACAGAAUCGACCACUUCAUCGUCGCCGUCGACUGUGACCCCGACCACAACAGAAUCGACCACUUCAUCGUCGCCGUCGACUGUGACUUCGACCACAAGAGAAUCGACCACUUCAUCGUCGCCGUCGACUGCGAUCCCGACCACAAGAGAAUCGACCAUUUCAUCGUCGCCGUCGACUGCGACCCCGACCACGGGAGAAUCGACCACUUUAUCAUCGACUACGUUAUCAUCCACUGAAAAAGUGACCGAUCGGACGACGUCCACCAAAAAAUCGAUCACGGCUUCAGAUAAUAGUGCUAAUAAAAUGUCAUAUAAUAUAAUCACUCUAGGAUGGUUUGUGUUAUUUUGGACAAUUGCAGGUAAUAUCUUCAACUUUUAAGCUUGACAUUUUUUGAAAUUAUCAGAAUUUUUGUGUUUUCGUUAUUUUGCGGGUUUUUUUCUAUGUUAU
Molecule: messenger RNA, 863 nt
Organism: Pseudomyrmex gracilis
Lineage: Eukaryota; Metazoa; Arthropoda; Insecta; Hymenoptera; Formicidae
Product: cell wall protein DAN4-like
Exons: 3
Coding region: 33-794 (253 amino acids)
Source: RefSeq, a predicted model, not a curated record